Messenger RNA from Drosophila gunungcola (fruit fly), 496 nucleotides. RefSeq lists its product as uncharacterized. The record is from RefSeq and is a predicted model, not a curated record. Bases 57 to 494 code for a protein of 145 amino acids. Lineage: Eukaryota; Metazoa; Arthropoda; Insecta; Diptera; Drosophilidae. The transcript has a single exon.
AUGAACUAGUGCUCAUUUUGGAACCAAAACAAUUCCGCCACGGUUGAUAAACAGAAAUGUCUAAAAGGACCAAAAACUCGGAUGUAAAUCACUGUCGGGACUCUGAAAGCUCCGAAGAGUCUUUAAAUAGCAGCAAUAACGAAAACAGCAGAAGUAGUGAUUUCGAAACUAGCAGAAAACACAAACUGCGUCGCAGAUCUUCCCGAGCUUCUUCAUUUCUUUAUCAAGCUCUGCCCAUGCGCAUAGUUGGCGAUAAUUCCGUGAUAAUACCAGAUAUUCCCUGCUCCUCUCGAGAUAUAACUCUUCAAUCCGCACAUAUUAUUGAGGAUAGUACCGAUUCGGAGUUCCAUAUUUCCAAUGAUACCAGCAAUGAUGAGCCGGCCAACAAAUCCGUUACGUUUGCAGCCAGACCAAUAGAAAAACCAGAUUUGGAGUAUAUAAGAAAACUACGCAAACGCAAGAAACGUAAAAGCAAAACAUUGUAUAAAGAUUAAAA